This is a messenger RNA of Lotus japonicus, 3094 nucleotides long. RefSeq names its product bifunctional aspartokinase/homoserine dehydrogenase 2, chloroplastic-like. The record is from RefSeq and is a predicted model, not a curated record. Gene Ontology annotation, biological process: aspartate family amino acid biosynthetic process; L-homoserine biosynthetic process. The transcript has 18 exons. NCBI's taxonomy places the organism in Eukaryota, Viridiplantae, Streptophyta, Magnoliopsida, Fabales, Fabaceae. Gene Ontology annotation, molecular function: homoserine dehydrogenase activity; NADP binding; aspartate kinase activity. The coding region runs from base 64 to 2832 and encodes 922 amino acids.
UAAUUAAACUUGAUCAAGGCGUCACAUGCACACACAAACACACACUGUCAUUUCUCCACUCCCAUGGCGUCGUUUUGCCCUGUCAUGUCUCACUCCUUCUUCUGCAUUUCCUCUCCAACACCACGUUUUCCAUGCUGCAACGACACCGUUCAAUCUCACUGUGCCCCUCUCCCACUCUUGCCCCAACGUUCAUGCUCCUCCCAAAGGGGUGCUUGUUUACGAUGGGGGAGGGAAUCACCAAGAACCAGGAUACAUGCUUCAUUGGCAGGUGUUUCAGUGGAAGAUGUAUCGGUAGAAGAAAAAUUACAGCUUCCGAAAGGAGAAACUUGGUCAGUUCACAAGUUUGGAGGGACUUGUGUGGGAACCUCUGUGAGAAUCAGAAAUGUUGCGGAGGUUAUUAUGAAUGAUUACUCAGAUAGGAAAUUUGUGGUGGUCUCUGCGAUGUCAAAAGUGACGGACAUGAUGUAUGAUCUGAUUCAUAAGGCUCAAUCCCGAGACGAUGCAUAUUUAUCUGCUCUGGAAGCUGUUUCAGAGAAGCACAGCUCAACUGCACGUGACUUGCUUGAUGGAGAUGAUCUUGUUGCUUUCUUAUCGCACUUGCAUCAAGACAUCAGUAACCUCAAGGCAAUGCUUCAAGCCAUAUGCAUAGCUGGUCAUGCAACAGAAUCCUUUAUUGACUUUGUUGUGGGACAUGGGGAGUUAUGGUCUGCACAGAUGCUGUCUUAUGUUAUAAGGAAGAAUGGGAUUGAUUGCAAAUGGAUGGACACAAGGGAAGUCCUCAUUGUAAAUCCUACUCGUUCUGAUCAAGUUGAUCCUGACUAUUUGCAAUCUGAACAAAGACUUGAGAAAUGGUACUCCUUGAAUCCAUCUAAGGUUAUCAUUGCUACUGGUUUUAUUGCAAGCACUCCUCAAAACAUUCCUACUACUCUCAAGAGAGAUGGAAGUGACUUCUCGGCUGCAAUUAUGGGUGCUCUGCUCAGGGCUCGUCAGGUCACAAUUUGGACAGAUGUUGAUGGUGUGUAUAGUGCAGAUCCUAGAAAAGUUUGUGAUGCUGUGAUUUUGAAGACAUUGUCUUAUCAAGAGGCAUGGGAAAUGUCUUAUUUUGGAGCAAAUGUGUUGCAUCCGCGCACAAUAAUGCCAGUUAUUCGAUAUGGCAUACCCAUAAUAAUAAGGAAUAUUUUCAACACCUCUGCUCCUGGAACAAAGAUCUGCCAUCCUUCUCUUAUUGGUGAUGAAGAUAAGAAGAUAUUAAAAACCUUGGUCAAAGGCUUCACAACAAUAGACAACUUGGCACUUGUAAAUGUUGAGGGAACUGGAAUGGCUGGUGUUCCAGGUACAGCCAGUACUAUUUUUUCUGCCGUAAAAGAAGUUGGGGCUAAUGUUAUCAUGAUAUCUCAGGCUAGUAGUGAGCAUUCUGUGUGCUUUGCGGUGCCUGAGAAGGAAGUAAAAGCUGUUGCUGAGGCAUUGCAGACAGUAUUUCAUAAUGCUUUGGGUGCACAGCGUCUUUCCCAGCAAACCUCUCAGGUUUCGGUGAUUCCAGAUUGCAGCAUCUUGGCAGCUGUUGGCCAGAAAAUGGCAAGCACUCCUGGAGUUAGCGCCACCCUCUUCAAUGCAUUGGCUAAGGCCAACAUAAAUAUUCGUGCUAUAGCACAAGGUUGUUCCGAGUACAACAUUACCGUGGUUGUUAAGAGAGAGGAUUCUAUAAAGGCUUUACGGGCUGUGCAUUCAAGAUUUUAUCUGUCAAGAACCACCAUAUCAAUGGGCAUUAUUGGACCUGGAUUAAUAGGGAGUACCCUGCUUGACCAGCUAAGGGAUCAGGCCGCAAUUCUGAAAGAAGAAUCAAAGAUUGACUUGCGUGUGAUGGGCAUCAUGGGUUCAAAGCUGAUGCUUCUUGAUGAUGCAGGGAUCAACUUAGUUAAAUGGAGAGAACUUCAAGAGGAAAAAGGAGAAGCAUCUAAUUUGGAAAAGUUUGUUCAACAUGUACAAGGAAAUCAUUUUAUACCAAACACUGUAAUAGUCGACUGCACAUCUGACUCUGUCAUAGCAAGCCAAUAUGAUGACUGGCUGCGCAAAGGAAUGCAUAUUAUCACCCCUAAUAAGAAGGCUAAUUCAGGACCUCUAAAUCAGUAUUUGAAAUUAAGAGCUCUUCAGAGGCAAUCAUACACACAUUAUUUCUAUGAAGCUACUGUUGGAGCUGGUCUUCCAAUUAUCAGCACUUUACAGGGCCUUCUUGAAACCGGUGACAAAAUAUUGAAAAUUGAAGGCAUUUUCAGUGGGACUUUGAGUUACAUCUUUAAUAACUUCAAAGAUGGUCGGGCUUUUAGUGAGGUAGUUGCUGAAGCGAAGGAAGCAGGUUAUACUGAGCCAGAUCCAAGGGAUGAUCUAUCUGGAACUGAUGUUGCUAGAAAGGUGAUAAUUCUUGCAAGGGAAUCUGGCUUAAAGCUAGAGUUUUCUGAUAUUCCUGUUGAAAAUCUUGUCCCUGAACCGUUAAGAGUUUGUGCCUCAGCUCAAGAUUUUAUCCAACAAUUACCAAAAUUUGACAAGGAGUUAACAAAGAAACAAGAAGAUGCAGAGAGUGCAGGGGAAGUGUUGAGAUACGUGGGAGUUGUAGACGUGAGAAAUGAAAAGGGGGUGGUAGAGCUGAGAAGAUACAAGAAGGAUCAUCCAUUUGCACAACUAUCCGGGUCAGAUAAUAUAAUUGCAUUCACAACAAGAAGGUAUCAGAAUCAGCCUCUCAUUGUUCGUGGACCAGGAGCUGGUGCACAAGUCACAGCUGGAGGAAUAUUCAGUGACAUUUUACGACUAGCCUCCUAUCUUGGUGCUCCAUCUUAGAUCUGUCAAUUUUGCCAGCAAAUGCAUUCUUGUGGCAUUGGUUUGUUGUGAAUAAAUAAAUAAAUAAUGGCUUUCAUUUACUGAUAUUAAAUGCCACAAAUAAGGAAAAUUACUAUUUUAUUAGAAAACUGAUGUCUCUUAGUAUUAAAUAUUUAUUUAUCUGAUGUCUUAUUGGAGAAAUCUUUAUAAAUCAUGUACAAAUUGUAAGUUAGCAAAUGAACUUGCAUGUGAAUUGAGAACUCAAUAUCGUGUUUGUGUGUUA